Molecule: messenger RNA, 1156 nt
Organism: Parus major (Great Tit)
Lineage: Eukaryota; Metazoa; Chordata; Aves; Passeriformes; Paridae
Gene: HPCA
Product: hippocalcin
Exons: 3
Coding region: 121-702 (193 amino acids)
Molecular function (GO): calcium ion binding
Source: RefSeq, a predicted model, not a curated record
AUCCGCGUCCGGCCGGGUGUCCGGGGGCUGCCAGGGAGCUCUGCCCCGUCCCUCUCCCCUCCUGUAGCGCAGAGGGACCCCCGAGGCCCCCCGGACCCCUGCAGCGCUCGUCCCGGCGGAAUGGGGAAGCAGAACAGCAAACUCCGCCCGGAGAUGCUCCAGGACCUGCGGGAAAACACGGAGUUCUCCGACCUGGAGCUGCAGGGCUGGUACAAGGGUUUCCUGAAGGACUGUCCCUCGGGCAUGCUCGACGUGGAGGAGUUCAAGAAGAUCUACGCCAACUUCUUCCCCUACGGUGACGCCUCCAAGUUCGCCGAGCACGUUUUCCGCACCUUCGACACCAACGGCGACGGCACCAUCGACUUCAGGGAGUUCAUCAUCGCCCUGAGCGUCACCUCCCGCGGGAAGCUGGAGCAGAAGCUCAUGUGGGCCUUCAGCAUGUACGACCUGGAUGGAAACGGCUACAUCAGCCGGGAGGAGAUGCUGGAGAUCGUGCAGGCCAUCUACAAAAUGGUCUCGUCCGUGAUGAACAUGCCUGAAGAUGAAUCCACCCCGGAGAAAAGGACGGACAAAAUCUUCCGACAGAUGGAUACUAAUAACGACGGGAAGCUCUCGCUGGAGGAGUUCAUCCGAGGGGCCAAGAGCGACCCGUCCAUCGUGCGCCUGCUGCAGUGUGACCCCAGCGGGGCCAUGCAGUUCUGAGCCCCCCAGGACCCCCCCAGACCCCCCUCCCGCCACCCCUGACCCUGCAGAUGGUCACUGUCCCUUACCCGGCCCCUGCGGUCCCCGCUGUGCCCCCACAGCGCCUCGUGGGAUGAGAGCUGGACCCAGCUGAAAUUGGGGUGAGGGGAGCCCAGGGGGGAGUCCCCAUCUCUGGGGGGCUCCUGCACUGGUGGGAGGAUGGAGGAUGGGUGCCCUGAGGCUCCCCCAGCAGCAGGGCUCAGGGCAGGGGGACAGCCCAGCCCCGUGGGACACGCUGGUGGCCACUGCUGCAUCUCUGGCAGGCGUGGGGACACGGCCCAGGGGACAAAGCCCCGGUGGCUGUGGGGUCCCACGGCUGGGUCAGCCCCUUCCCCAUAGCCAGUGCAGGGUGUGGGGCCGGGGGGGCCGUGCUUCUGGUCUUUAAUACCUGCAGAAUAAAGUUUGUGUCAGUGCA